CAAAAGUAUGACUUUAAUAGUUUAUGCUUGGUUAUCCAAUCCGUCCGGUUACAAUUAUCCGAUCUGUCCAGUUACAGUUACCCGACUCAUUUAGUUACAGUUACCCGACUCGUUCACUUACAAAUACCCAAUAAUCCGACCCAGUUCGAAUUCUAGUUAUAGUUACUCGAUCCGUCCAGUUACAGUUAUUUGAUCCAUCUAGUUACAGCUACCCGAUCCGUCCAGUUACAGUUACCCCGACCCCGUCCAAGUACAGUUACUCGAUCCGUCCAUUUAUAGUUACCCGAUCCGUCCGGUUACAAUUAUCCGAUCCGUUCAGUUACAGUUACCCAAUCCGUCCAGUUACAAUUACGCGAUCCGUCCAGUUACAGUUACUCGACCCCGUCCAAUCAUAGUUACCCGACUCGUCCAGUUACAUGUAUCUGACUCGUCCAGUUAAAGUUACCCGAUUCGUUCACUUACCACUACCCAAUUACCCGACCCGGUUCAAUAGUGAUCACCGCUAGCCGCCGCCGAUAACCACUUAUGACCACCACUCCCAGUCGGCGCCGCCGGCAACAACCACCACCGGCAACCGCCACCAAUCCCGGCCACCGCCUCGUACCACCGAUCCGCUCCAACUCGACUCCCCAGCCCGCAACCCCAAUCCCUGUACAGUCACAGUCCACCAACGUCACCUGCCUCGUUACAACCCCAGAAACCUGGCGACUCCACCAGCCUUGCAACAGAUCCAGUGUCCAACAGCCCCGCCGUCUCCGACCACCAGCUCACAACCGCGUUCCAUCCCCAGCUGUCACAACCCCACCACCGCGCCACGCGGCCGCCACCACCCCGUCCCUAACCCUAAACACCAUUGUAGAUCCAAAUUUACAGAUUCAAAAUCCAGAUCUAAAUCUGAUGGUCGAAAAUGCUCCUUCGAUGAUCGACACGAAGAAGACAGUAGCCGAGCACCCAUACGAAGAUGAAGACAACCGUGCUCCACAUCUCCGGCAAAGCUAUUAUCGUGGCCCUACCGCCUCCAAAAAUCGGAGCAAAAAAAAAAAGGAAGAAGAAGUCGGCGGCGCGGCUAUUCUUCUGGAGCGACCAGGUGUUGCAGUGACUUGCAGAUGAGGAGCCACUGUGCGACUUUGAAGAAAGCCGAUAGGCAACGGCGAGAUCGAGAGUAGGUAUCGACGGCAGGAACGAUUAGAGGAGGAAGGAAGACUAAAUUGGGGUAAUUUGGCCACUUUAGAAACAAUUGGUCUCAGUUUUGUCCUAAAUAAAACUUGGUUCCACUUUUGUCCGUGGAAAAGUCUGGAGUAAUAGUUUUGAC
Messenger RNA from Cuscuta epithymum, 1312 nucleotides. NCBI's taxonomy places the organism in Eukaryota, Viridiplantae, Streptophyta, Magnoliopsida, Solanales, Convolvulaceae. The record is from the annotation of a GenBank genome assembly.